AUGGCGAAUAGUUUGGUUGAAACCCUCUUCGAGGCGAUCACGAUCGGCGAUGAAACGAUCCUGGAACAAUGCAUUCAACAGGCGACCAUCGAUACCGUGUUGGAAUUUCGGCGUUCGUACGGCGAAUCUCCGCUGCAUUUGUGUGUGAAAAUUGGCGGUGUGAGUCAUCUCGGUGUGGUGCGUUGUUUAUUGGCGAGCGGAUUGUUUGAUAGUACCACCGUCGACAGCGAAGGACAAACCGUGCUCGAGUGUGCACUUGCGAAUGAAGACAGCGAAUUGGUUGAAGCUCUGAUAAACGUAGAAAUUGAUGGGCUGGAUGAUGCAACCGCUUGCUACCAGAUGUUGAGACACAACUCGCUGCAGAUAUUCAAAAAGUUUCUUCAAAUGAAGCAGUUGAAGGAGGAGGACGAAUUUCAACACAUAGCGAGUGCGUUAGUUCAACUGAGUGUGAAGAAUGUGGUUCUUUCGGAAGAUUUGCGUCUGUUCACGCUGUGGAAGCUGUCCGACUUUGGCUUUCGGAAGCUGUCCGGCAACUGGCCCGGAACGAAGGAUCCAAACGAGUGGAAGAACCAUGUCGACGUUAUAAGCGACUGUUGGCGUGAUAUAAACGUGCAGCACAACACUCGACUGUACGCGGAUGUUGACGAUCUGUUCCUGCAUCGAUUGCAAACCGUGCACAAUCAUCUGUACUUUCUCAAGCACAAACAAUUCCUGGCGCAUCUUCCAAUGCAGGAAGCCAUAUUUUGUGUGGCCAUCUUUCUAUCCAUCUUUCGCAAUCCGGAACAAUUUCAGGAGUAUCGUCUCAUGGUAAACAAAUGCCUUGUGAUAGAGUUUGUGCGCAUGGUAAGCGAACAGUUGGCAAUAGUGAGAAAGUAUCUGGAAGGAACCGAAACGGAACUGUUGUCGAUAGUGCGACAAAGUGAGUCGUCAGGCUCAACAGAGAAAGACAAACUGAUCCAGGAUCUGAUGGCAAAAAUAGAUUCAUCGGACCUGCCGAACAAAGCACAUGUGUUGAAGCAACUAAAGCAACGAGUGGAGAGUACAACUGCCGCGAAUAAGGAUAGCUUAAUCAAGGAUAUGCUGGACAAGGUGAAAAGAAUUGAUAAACUGUGGACCGGAGAAAUGGCCGACAAGAUUAAGCAAUUGGAUAAGACGAACAGAGAGCAAUUGAUAGAGCAGAUCGGGAAACGUUUACGUCACGUAUCUCAUCCACAAAAUGUAGUGAACCGGUUGAUAGGCGAUUGGAAGAAGGGAAAAGCGACCGAAGCCAUCGUCGCGGACAUUGUGGCUGGUGAAUCGUUCAAUCUGUCGCAUCUGAUGCGUGGUAAAGAUCGUCGCAUCAAACGCAAGUUGUUGAAAUGUUACUCCAAAACAAAACAAUACUACUCACUGUACAAGACCGUGUUCUACUGCGAGAACAUCGUACGAAAACCUAUUGAAGUUCCGUCACAAUCCACCUACGCUGAGAUUGCAUGUAUGAAACGGACGGUUCAGGUAUUUGGCGAAGCCAUCAAGAAUACCACCAACUCUGCCAACAUGCCGGGAAAGGCUGUGGACGCAGUGAAUUCAAUGUUGACAGAACUCUUCCCGAGAAUGAACAAAUCAUUUCGAGAAGUCUUUUCGCACAGUAUCUCGUUGAAGAAACAACUUUUGGGGGAAUCUCACGACAACAGACUCUUUGGAUCGAUUCGUUCGCAUUUGGGCAUGAUGCGGAUGGUGUUCCAGCUACUUUAUGUCGUUGCCGUCGUCGAUGUUCGGCAGUCACUUUAUGGGUAUAUGCGCCAGUGUGACACUUUUAGAGAGCUGCAAUCGCUGGUACUGUACAUCGGUGACAUGGAAGAUUUGGAACAGCGCCAGCUAGCAUGCUACAAACAGGUGAUGCAGUAUUUUGAUGAAGCGAAAGCCACGUUUGAGGAGUUAAGAACGGAACCAAUCGGCGAAACACCAACAUUCCGACAUUUACAGAAGCAGCUUCAAGUGAAGCGUGACAUUGUGAAAAAAUUGGAAAACUAUUUCAAUGAAAACGAUGGUUUUAACUACGGUAGCAUACGAAGAGCAUGCUUCUCUAGCGACGAUUUGGCUGCCAUACGAAGACUGUUAGAUUGGAAGCUGACCAUGAGAUGGGCAGGCGGAUUCUUCCAGAAUGUGCGCUCAUCCUGGCAAACUAAUCACGUCGAAUCGUUGACGAUAGAAUGGAAGGAUCAACGUUUGCUGAAGUACAACCCUGCAGUAAUUGCCGGAAUUCUCAAGAAUGGCUCCACCGCAAUGGAGUGCAUCGAAGAGUUCGAAUACAUUGAACAAACGCGUCAGUUGACGGUGGAUCUCAAGAUCGCGGAAAAGAUCGACGAGGAAUCGUUGCAGCAUCUCAACAGACGUUUAAAGUCUUACUACAAUGAUAUCUUCUUCAUCGACAACAAAUGGAAGGUGUUGGAAACGUUCUGCAAAGAGCUCAAACUCCCUUGGAAUAAGGAACUUACUCGUGAAUUGAUCAAACGCGAUCAGGUUCAUUUACAGCAGCUGUACGACAAAAGUCGCAAUCAGUUGGGGGCAAUUCUCGAAAAGUAUGGUCUGAGCACGGUUGAUGGAUUGGUUACGCGAUUGUUCGGACUGCCAACUCGGAUGUUAAGCGCUAUCGAACACAUCCAGCUGGAGCUUUGUGAGAUGCUGUACACAGUCGGAUACUUUGGCGACAGUUUCCACUACCUGAAAAGUCGCAUCCCUAUGAUACAGGGGAAGAACUAUCGUAACUUCUUGGCCCAUGAUACGCUGUCCUACAAUCUGCUAACGGAUAGUUCGAUGGAGAAGAUCGUGAUCAAUGCGUUUGUGUUCUCCAAUACCGAGGUUCGACUGUUCGGAAAUGGUGGCGCUAAUAAGGUUCACAUUACCCUUCCAACGUUGUCCCAAAUGAAUCACUGGGUUGAGCUCCAACACCGAUUGCUAGAAGCAUUCCGAUCCAAAGACAUCCCGACGAUGCAGAAGAUAGGACGAGAAGAAGGGGCAGAGAUGAAGGGUCGUUUUUGCUGUACGCGGAACAAAUCAUACCUCGCUUCGGCUUUCUUCCAGCUUCCAGAGUUGAUAAAUCCUUGUAACGCUGAUAUGUCCGUUGUAGAGUAUCUGGAUCAAUACUUUGCCGGGUUUUUGGAUCGUUGUAACGAUCCAGAAUACCAAGUUUCGACGGCAUUGGCAUUCCGAGACUUUCAGGCAGUUUACGAUCGUACAAUUGCUCUUGGUGAUCGUUUAAUACGAGAAGAGAUGUUCGACUGGGAGGAGCUUAUGACUCACGUUCGCAAAACGGACCUGUUCGUCCAUCUGGUAGCGGUCGUUAAUAGGGGCGCCAUUUUGAGAAUGCUUAUCGGGCACGGUAACACAGCAGGUGUUCGAGAGAUGCUGCCGUUCUUUGAAAGCUUCCAUACGGCGAACGAUCGUGGCCCGUUAGGAGAUGCGUUACUUUACUGUGUGCGAUCGAUUACGGAUCUGUUGCUACCACGAUCGUCGGUACCACAUCCAGCGAUCCUGCUGCUUGCCAUCAUCUUGCACUGGAAUGAUAUCUUUACAUGCAUGAUGGCAAAGGCCGAUAUUGAAGGAAACACAUUCGAAUUUCUGCUGAAAACGACUGUCCAGGCUAGAAACUAUACAGCCGCGGUAUAUCUGCUGGAAAAUGAAGCUUUUACGCAGUUUAUUCCAGAUGCAUUUGUGGCUUGCUGUGAAUCAGCGGCGCGUAUGGGUGAACAAUCCGCCUUGCAGCAUUUGCUAGUGCGGUGUCCUACCACAUCGAUGGAGACUACAAGUUUAGCCCACAUCCUGCAUCAGGGAGCCCUUAAGCAGCAGUGGAACUGUGUGCAGCUACUGUUGGAACGUGACGUUCCGGUGGAUCUGAUGUUCACGGAUAACAUGCAGGAGAAACAGUGCACGUUUCUCAUGCUCGUAAAGUACGGUCAAUGUCGACUGAUCCAGAAAAUUAAAUCCAUUAACCACGAGCUGUUCGGUACGGUUGCAAAACAUCCUUUUACUGUGGCGGUUCAAAACGGUAUGACAUCAGACAGAAUGAUUCGUUCGCUGCGCGCAUUAGGGUUCGAUUGGCUCGAUAGCUCAACAACGCUACACGCAGCGAUACGGAGCAAAAAUAAGACGGUGUUUGAAUUGAUCCAGAAGCUUGUGAAUGAGAAUUGUGUGGUGAAUUCCUCCACCCUUCUUGAUCACUUCCGACAUGCGUUAAUUGUGCUGCAGCGCUGGAAAAUGAUCUCAUUCGUAGAGGAGUCAAAUGCUCACGGACAUUCCUCGUUGUUUUGUGCUUUACAAACAGGUGAACAAGCAAUGGUAAAAGAGUUGCUCAGUUGGGCUCAUCAAAUGCGAACGAUCGAAGAACUGGGCAUUCUUGGCGGUGUUGUCUUUGAACGUGAUGCAGCCUUCACUAGUUACGGCAAAAGGCCAGACGGGUUAGCGUUUUGGAAUACACGUGACAGCUGCGAAGAUAUGAUAACCAGGAUGGAAACCUGUGCAUUGUUGAGUGAGAUGAUAUGGCAACCGUUUGCGAUCAGCGCUCAGUCCUCCACUCUAGUCACGUUCCAUGUGUUAACCACUGAGGAUGAAGUCAUAGAGCCUUUUCAAGAUCAGAUUUUUAAUCUACGGAAUUCAGCUUCAUUGAUAGAAAAUUUGAAGGAUUUCUUAUCGUUUGUCAACGCUUCACUGCGUAACUUCACCAUAAUUUUUGCCGAAUUUUCCACAGACAGUGGAGCUAGGAGAUACUUCUGGCAAAUCGAGCAAAUUAGCUGCAUGUACGAGAUACUACUCCCGUCAGAGAAGGCCAUUGAUUUAACUGACAUGGUCAAUUACACAAGUUGGCGAGAUGAAACUCCGUUGCAUCAUUGCUUUCCGAGAGAUACACUCGAAAUGGUUAAGCUGUUGGUAGAGAACGGUGCCAAUCCACUGUUGGCGGAUAGCAGCGGCAUGGCCCCAAUCCACCUUUCACUGCUGAACUCACUGGACUAUGCAGUGGGUCGAUAUCUGUUCGACGAGUGUGUUCGAAAGGAUCUUCGCAACGCAAAGGGUUGUUCCGUGCUGGAACUCGACGAUGGUAAUGGUGGUAACAGGUUAAUACAUACCGCCAUAAUGGCUGGUCGGCAAGAUAUCAUAAAGCGGUUGCUGGAGCUUCACGUUGAUGUGUCCGUGGUGAACACUUUCGGUGUAGCACCAGCACAACUGGCUGCGAGCAUUGUUGUGCAAAACACGUGUCGUCUAGUAAAACUGAUUCUUGAUUACGACGCCAGCUCGGUUGACUUGUUCGACCACAUGGAUUACACCUUGCUGCAGUGCGCGGCACGGGAAAACUCGUUGGAAUUGAUGCAGCUGGUACUGCAGUACAAACCCAACUUACAGAAGCAUCGUAAUGGCAUGACGGCGCUUGGCAUAGCCAUUCUAAUGAAGCACAUCGAGUGUGCCAAGUGUUUGGUUCGCUAUGCGAUUGCAAACAACAUCCGAGGAAUUACUAUAGUGGAGGAGAAUGAUCUCGUAAUACUGUCGUUGUUCUGCGACGACUAUGAUCUAUCAAAGAUGCUGCUCGAGUACGAGUUAGGACACACAUUGGGGGAGGUUGAUGAGCGAGAUCUACCCAGAAUUAAAUCCAUUCUCGAGGGGUCAUUGCCCGUAAUGCCGGAAGUACCGAUAGCUCGUGUGGUGCAGGUGCAACGAUACACUGAGUCGCAAAACUUUAUGGACGAACUGCUGGUACUCGCUACCUCGGUUACAGAUCAGUAA
Anopheles marshallii is the source of this 5754-nucleotide messenger RNA. RefSeq lists its product as uncharacterized. Gene Ontology annotation, molecular function: protein binding. NCBI's taxonomy places the organism in Eukaryota, Metazoa, Arthropoda, Insecta, Diptera, Culicidae. Bases 1 to 5754 code for a protein of 1917 amino acids. The record is from RefSeq and is a predicted model, not a curated record. The transcript has a single exon.